GGAGAGUGAAGAAAAUGAAAGGACAGAGACAAAGUGGAAAGGGGGAGCCGGGCAAGAAAUGGGAAGGAAAGAGACAAUAAAGGGAAUGAAAGGUUCAGUAGGUGUAAAACCUUUGACUAAACCCCAUUCCUUUCUCCGAUUCACACGUGCCAAAACCAUUUUUACUCGUUAACCCAACCGACACCCCCUACUUCCUAGCUCCCUCCUCGUACGUGUGAAGCCAUGAUACCUGGUCUUUCUACCACUGGAAUACUAAAUGGAACGAAGCAAAAUCCAACCACCCUCGGCGUUUGCUAUAAAUAGCCCUUAACUCUCGCUUGCUCUCUUCAAACAAAAACCCAAAUCCACACACACAGUCAACUCUCCUCCCUCUCCGUUGGAUUGCGCUAACGCCUUCAUUUCCACCUUCAAUCACAGCAGUCCAGUGCGCCGGCAGUUUCUGUUCAUUUCACGAUGGACGUACGCCGGCGAUCGACCAACAAACCCACUACGCCGAUGAAAAUGGGAGUGGUUGUCGAUGAUGAGAAGGAGCCCAGAGCGUCGGAUGCUCUGCCUCUGCCUCUGUAUUUGACCAAUGCGGUGUUCUUCACGCUCUUCUUCUCGGUGGUCUACUUCCUGCUGACGCGGUGGCGGGAGAAGAUCCGCAACUCCACUCCCCUCCACGUCGUCGAUUUAUCCGAGAUCGUCGCGUUGGUCGCGUUGGUCGCCUCCUUCAUCUACCUCCUCGGAUUUUUCGGCAUCGAUUUUGUCCAGUCCAUUUUCCGCCCUUCCGCCGAUGUCUGGGCUGCCGACUACGACAAAAACCACGCCGAGGAAUUGAUUCUCGAUGAGGACGCCCGGAAGGUUCCUUGCGGCGUCGAUUGCGCACCGCCUCCACCCCAGGUGGUGGAGACUCUGGCGAGCGAAGAGGACGAGGAGAUCAUAAAGGCGGUGGUGGCGGGGACGACGCCGUCGUACUCGUUGGAAACGAAGCUGGGCGAUUGCAAGAGGGCGGCGGUGAUCCGGCGGGAGGCGGUGCAGAGGGUGACCGGGAAGUCCCUGGCUGGGCUGCCGCUGGAGGGAUUCGACUACCAGUCCAUACUGGGUCAGUGCUGCGAGAUGCCCGUCGGCUACGUUCAGAUUCCGGUGGGAAUUGCCGGGCCGCUCUUGCUGGACGGCAGGGAGUACUCGGUGCCGAUGGCCACCACGGAGGGUUGUUUGGUGGCGAGCACCAACAGGGGCUGCAAGGCCAUCCACCUGUCCGGCGGCGCAACCGCCGUGCUUUUGAAAGAUGGGAUGACAAGAGCUCCGGUCGUCAGGUUCGCCACAGCCCAAAGGGCUGCGGAAUUGAAAUUCUUCUUGGAGGACCCAAAAAACUUCGACACUCUGUCCAUGGUUUUCAACCGCUCCAGCAGAUUCGCGAGGCUCCAGACCAUCAAGUGCGCGAUUGCCGGUAAGAAUCUGUACAUUAGAUUCUGCUGCAGUACGGGGGAUGCCAUGGGGAUGAACAUGAUCUCCAAAGGCGUCCAGAACAUCCUCGAUUUCCUCCAGAAAGAUUUCUCGGACAUGGACGUAAUCGGCCUCUCCGGUAACUUCUGUUCCGACAAAAAGCCAGCCGCCGUCAACUGGAUUGAGGGGCGGGGAAAAUCCGUUGUUUGCGAGGCUCUCAUAAGCGGCGAUGUGGUGAGGAAGGUCCUCAAAACCAACGUGGCAGCCUUGGUGGAGCUCAACAUGCUCAAAAACCUCGCCGGCUCCGCCUUGGCUGGAGCUCUCGGCGGCUUCAACGCCCACGCCAGCAACAUCGUCACUGCCAUCUACAUAGCCACCGGCCAAGACCCCGCUCAGAAUGUCGAGAGUUCUCACUGUAUCACCAUGAUGGAAGCUGUCAACGAUGGAAAGGAUCUCCACGUCUCUGUCACCAUGCCUUGUAUUGAGGUUGGUACAGUUGGAGGAGGUACACAGCUUGCUUCACAGUCGGCAUGCUUGAACUUGCUUGGGGUGAAGGGUGCAAACAGAGAGGAGCCAGGAUCAAACGCAAGGCUGCUGGCAACCAUUGUAGCCGGCUCUGUCCUUGCUGGGGAGCUGUCUCUGAUGUCGGCUCUGGCGGCCGGACAGCUUGUGAGGAGCCACAUGAAGUACAAUAGGUCGAGCAAAGAUGUUUCCAAGGUUUCCUCUUAAGGAAACUUUUAUACAAGUGAGAAGGCUUAAAAAAAUCCAACUCAUGAUAAUACAAAUCAACUGUCUAGUAGGCAUGAACAACAUAAAAAUACAUAGCAGAUCCCUGCAAAGAAAUCCGUUUGUUUGUUGUAUUCUUUUGUGUUAUCGAAUUUCUAGUCAUGUAAGAGGUACCUGCAAAUUGUGUACUGUGACUGAAAUGUUUGUAGUAUAAUAUAAUAUAUUCGAAAAAAAAAAAAAUUAAUGGGAA
Molecule: messenger RNA, 2404 nt
Organism: Corylus avellana
Lineage: Eukaryota; Viridiplantae; Streptophyta; Magnoliopsida; Fagales; Betulaceae
Product: 3-hydroxy-3-methylglutaryl coenzyme A reductase
Biological process (GO): coenzyme A metabolic process; isoprenoid biosynthetic process; sterol biosynthetic process
Cellular component (GO): peroxisomal membrane; endoplasmic reticulum membrane
Molecular function (GO): protein binding; hydroxymethylglutaryl-CoA reductase (NADPH) activity
Source: RefSeq, a predicted model, not a curated record